ACUGGAGGAGAAAGAAGCCUCUCCUUUUCAAGAGUCUUUCCCCAUCCUUCCCCACACCACCGCCGCCCCCAUCACGUACAGAAACCACGCUCCCAAAAGCCAAAACCCACCAGUUCCCUAUGGAGAACGGCGACGAAACCCUCGCUUCCCCUACCGCCGCCGCCGCCGCCGCCGCCGAGAAGACAGCGUCCAACGGAGACGUUGCGGGAGAGGAGGUCACCGUCACCGACGCGGUCCACCCCGCCAAGUCCUACGCCGCUGUCGCCGCCGAGAAGACCGCGCCCAGCGGAGGCGACGCGAGAGAGGAGGUCACCGUCACCGACGCCGUCCACCCACCCAAGUCCUACGCCGCCGUCGCCGCCAACGCCGAGAUCGAGGACCUCCGCGCCACCAAGCUCGAGCUCGAGGAGCAGCUCUCCAACGCCAACCAGGAGAACAAGACCCUUGCCGCGGAGGCCUACCGCCUCGAAGGGAUCUUCUCCCAGGCCCGGGAGGACGCUGCGACCGCCCAGCACGCUGCCGCCACUACCGAGGGGGAGGUGGCCUCGCUCCGCGCGGAGGUCGAGCGCCUCCAGGCCCUCCUCGAAGGCAAGAAACUUGAGCGUGAGGUGGAUGAGCGCCAGCGCGAGGAAUUCGCGGCCGAGGUGGAGGGCGUUCGUCAGGCGAAGCUCAAGCUCGAGAAGGAGAUCGAGGCCCUGAAGGCUUCUGCCGCUGCCGCCAAUGUGGAGGAGAGGGAGAUUGCUCCGGCAGCUGGAGUCCCGAAGGAAGAGGGGAUCGCGUGGCAGGGGAUGGCAGCGGCCGCGGCCGCUGGCGCCGCCGCCACGGCUGCCUUCGUGCUGAUCUAUCUUCGCCUCAAGAGGUAAUCUGGUGCUCUGCUGCGCAGGAAGUUUUGCUCUGCUGCUACAGCCUAUGGGAGGAUGAGUCUGUCGUGGUGAUGCUCGUAAUACCGAAGUGAGAGUAAUAUGACUUCUUAUGAGUUAGUUGCUUAAUAGCCUACCGAAUCAUAGAGAUCUGGAGAUUGGUUAUGUUUCAACGCUGUCUUCGUUUAUCAUGCUACGCACUUCUGGUGAUGAAUGUGUAGACACUUCGUAUGAUGCUCAACUGAGCAACGCUCUAUGCUUGUUAUGUUAUCGUUAUUGGCUUACUGCUUCGGUUCCCACCUUUAUGUCUGUUACGUUGUUGAUGGUUUGUGGUUUGCAUUAA
Brachypodium distachyon (stiff brome) is the source of this 1203-nucleotide messenger RNA. RefSeq lists its product as uncharacterized. The transcript has a single exon. NCBI's taxonomy places the organism in Eukaryota, Viridiplantae, Streptophyta, Magnoliopsida, Poales, Poaceae. Bases 120 to 863 code for a protein of 247 amino acids. The record is from RefSeq and is a predicted model, not a curated record.